Messenger RNA from Exserohilum turcica Et28A, 1124 nucleotides. RefSeq lists its product as uncharacterized. The coding region runs from base 114 to 1073 and encodes 319 amino acids. The record is from RefSeq and is a predicted model, not a curated record. Gene Ontology annotation, cellular component: endoplasmic reticulum membrane. Lineage: Eukaryota; Fungi; Ascomycota; Dothideomycetes; Pleosporales; Pleosporaceae. The transcript is spliced from 2 exons. Gene Ontology annotation, biological process: regulation of store-operated calcium entry.
AACAACGCAUGUUUCUACCGUGUCCUUUAUGUCGUCGCCACCUGCGCUCUCCUGGGAUUUCAUCUACCUAUAGCUGUUGAGUUUUCCUACCACCAGGACUUAUCACAAGCGACAUGCACAUCUCCAGCCUUUUAUAUCCAGCGCUGCUGGUUGCCAGUGGCGCAGAUGCUCUCCGCUCCGAUAGAGUCAAGCUAUCCAACAUACAAAGUCUCACCUUGCGCAAAGGGCAGCAAACAUCUGCGCGACGCGUCGACCCGAUUCCCCAGCUGAAAUGUAUCGGUGGUUCCGCUCGCGGCCUCUACGAACCCGAAGUAAUGCGCUGCAAGAACAGUGGCUCCGACUAUGAUGAAGACUCCAUACAAUGGACUUGCACCGCGUCGCUCCCCGAAGAAUUCAAGCUCGGUUCUACCGACGUCAUUUGCGAGGGCUACGACUAUCCCGAGGACCCGUAUAUACUGAAAGGCAGCUGUGGAGUCGAAUACCGACUUAUCUUGACAGAGAAGGGGCGGGAGAAGUAUGGCAAAGGGCGAGGGGGGUGGGAAGGCGAUGACGACGAUCGGCCCGAUGGUCCCAAGACUAUGGGCGAGAAGAUUGCAGCAGGUCUGUUUUGGCUUCUGUUCGGUGGUGUAGUGCUAUGGAUGAUUUAUUCCGCUUUCACGAAUCGCGCGCAAGCACAGGAUGGCGGUUUCGCUGGGGGCAAUCGGCCUGGCUGGGGCGGAGGUGGCGGCGGAGGAGGCGGAUGGGGCUAUGAUGACAACAAUGACCCACCACCACCGUAUUACCCCAACGAUCCCACCAACCCUAACAAUCCUAAAUCAGGAUACGGAACGACCCAAGGUUGGAGGCCGGGAUUCUGGUCUGGUGCCGCUGGCGGUGCUGCUGCUGGAUGGGCUGCUGGACGCUUUGCCAACCGUGGCAACAGGAGCUCUCAAGGUGGAGGGUGGGGUUCUGGCAGUGGAAGCGGCACCCGGUGGGACAAUGGUGGUGAAGGCAGUUCAAGGAGUUCCUCUGGAGACAGUUUCUCCAGCACGAGAUAUGAGAGUACUGGAUUUGGAGGCACGUCGCGUAGAUAAGACGUGAGCGCGAGUUGUGGAUUUUCUCAUUUGGCUCAAGAAUGAUACCCC